AUGGCCGCACCGCGUCCGGGCGCGGUGGCGCGCCGCGCCACGAGCCUCUCGUCGGCGGAGAAGGAUUUGGCAGCCUGGAGAGGAGAACAUCAAGUGGGAGGACACAGGCGAGCGAGAGAGGCGCGUACACAAGAGAGUGGAGAGCUCCGAGAGGAGGGAGCACGGCGAGAGGGCGAGCGCAGAAAACAAGGAGGCGAGAGAGAGAGUUUGAUUCUUGUCGCAUACGACACCUUCCCCGAGCUUCAGGAGCUGCGGCUGCAAGAAAGGGUGAUUGCGGUCCAGCCUUUCCGCCGGCGCCCGUUUCGCAUCUUUCUCCUCUGGAUUCUGGGCUUCCUUUCGGGCGGCGUGGCUCUUCUUCUUGCUCACUGGUUCCGCCGCUGGGCUUUCCGCUGGACGCACGCCAAGUGCUUCCUCCCCGAGGCGACGCGCCUCCGACUCGCCACUGCAGACGGAGGGCACGUCGAAGUGAAGGUCUCUCGCAUCCCUUAUUCGCGGGCUGCCGUCGACGCGUUGCCUUUGCGCGCGGCGCCUCCCGCAGAGCAAAGGAGAAGGCGUUUUGAGCACUCAGGUCUCCUGUCGCUCUCGGACGCCUCGGCGGAAGUCACCCCCGGUUUGGAGUCGGGAGGCACGAGAGGAGCGAGUCAAGACCCAGAUGAAAAAUUUCGAAAACGUACCGCGGCCCUGGCAGGGGGCGAGCAAGCGCACGACUGUGCAGAAACGGAGGGGAGAGCGAGCAGCGAGCUUGAGAUCUCAAACGCCGAGAAUUGCGACGAUUCAGGGUUUGACACGCGGCUGUCUUGGGCCUGGAUGUUCGAGUAUCGGUACAUUCGGUACAUCCUCGAGGCGCCGGAGGGAGAUGCAGCUGCUGCUUCAGGCGCGGCUCUCCCGCCGUCGUCGACGUUCAAGCCGCUGGUGUACGACGUCUGCUUCCCGCCUGAGGAGCUGCGGCGGAGGCUUCUCGCGGCGCCGCCGAGCGCCGAUCUCGUGAGGCUCCGCCGGGGACUGUUUGGCAGCAGCCUCAUUCGCGUGCAAGUCCCUUCGCUGCUGGCGUUCAUUCUGAACGACGUGAUGCAUCCGUUCUACGUGUUUCAGAUCCUCGCGAUUGCGCUGUGGAUCUGGGAUGACUACGUCCAGUACGCCGUUGCAAUUCUCCUCAUCACCGCCGUUUCAACCGUCGCCGAAUGCGUUCAAACCAGGCACAACUUGCUUCGCCUCAGGGAUAUGUCGGCGCAGCGCUGCUCGGUCGCCGUUCACCGGACUGUUUGGGAAGACACCUGCGCCGCUUCGUCUUCUCCUUUGCCUCGCCUUCCUUCUUCUCCUUCUUCUGGCGGCGAGGGAGGGAGCGGGGCCCAUGAGGGCGCGAGCGCGCGGCGCAGAAAGCGGAAAAUCGUCGUCGAGGAGAUCGACUCCGAGGAUCUUGUCGUGGGCGACGUGUUUGAGAUAACGACCGGCAUGGUGCUGCCUUGCGACGCGAUCAUUCUGCGCGGGACGGUUGUGGUCACGGAGAGCUGCUUGACUGGCGAGAGCUUCCCCAUCGUGAAGACGCCGCUGCCAGAGGGGCGCGGCUCCGGCGACGAGGAGCGAGGCUUGAACCUGGAGCAGGCCGCCCGCCACCAGCUGUUCGCGGGCACGAAAGUCCUCUCCGUCAGAGUCCCGCCGUCGUCCGCGCAGGGGCCUUCCUCUCCCGAGCAGGAGCCGCUUGCCUUUGCUGCAGUGUGCCGCGUGGGAUACGCGACAGCCCAGGGCCGCACAUUCCGCACUCUCUUGUUUCCCUCCGCUAUGCGAAUCGACUUCGAAACGGACGCGCUCAAGUUUGUCGCGAUUCUGUCCGUCCUUGCGGGCAUCGGCGCCGUCUUCACUCUGGUGAUCUCACUCCUGCAGGGCCUGCCGCCGAAGGAAAUUUUCUUCCGUGUGUUUGACCUCUUCACCGCGGCAGUGCCUCCCGCCCUGCCCGCCUCGAUGAGCGUAGGACUCUCCGUCGCCGUCAGCAGACUCUACGCGCUGUAUAGCGUUUACUGCACCGCGCCUUCGCGCCUCGGCAUGGGGGGCUACGUGCGCUGCCUCUGCUUCGACAAGACCGGCACGCUGACGGAGGAAGGCGUGAGAAUGGAGGCGUGUCUGCCGUCUUGCCAGGGCUGUCCCUCGACCGCGGCGCCGUCUCUGACAGCAGAGCCAGCCCCUCUCGGCGCGAGGGACUCGCAGACGCCUCCCGUUGCACUUCUCGAGGUCGCUGCCUACGGCGAAGGCCGCGAGGCUGGCGGUGACCGGGGAGACGCUGGCGCGCGACGCGGAGCCGGCGAAGGGGGGAGCUGUCGCGCGGCCGCGGAGGAAGGCAGGGCGUUUUUCCUGCCGCUGAUGAAGCCUGAGGCGCUGCGGUCAGCUGCGGGCGCGCGAGCGCGAGGCGACGCUGGAGAGGCGAGGCCUCGCUCGAAGGUGACGCUCGCGGCGCCUGAGUGCGUCUCUCCGUGCCGCCCGAGCCCCUGGUCUCCAGCGACCCUCUCCGCGCCCGCGCGGCAGCAGCGCUCCUCUCCGCCGCGCGCGUCUCUGCAGCCCUGCGAGGGAGAGGGCGGAGCGACAGCCAACGCGAAGGCAGGCGCCUCGGCGGACUUCUGCGCGGCGGCUAUCGCUCCGCCCCCACGCGGGGAUUCCCCCGCCUUAGAAGCGCACGACGCGGACGCGGACUUUGCGUCGCCUCGCGCCUGCUUCUCGCCGACGCCUUCCACCACCUCUGUCUCACCCGCCGUGAGCGCCGAGCGCCACUGGCGCGUUCUCUGCGCCUCUUCUGCGUCCGCCCUGCCUUCGGCUGGCGCGUCGCCCGCGUCCGCACUGUCGCCCGCGUCGUCGCCGUCUGCAGGUUCGCCUCUGGGGGGCACCACGGCCUGCGCAGCGGCGUGCGACUGCGUGAAGCACCUGACGCGCUGCAUGAGCGUCUGUCACUCGCUGCUGCGGAUCGGCGGCGAGAUCGCGGGCGACCCCCUGGAGCUGCAGAUGCUCACGCACACCAACUGGCUGCUCCUCGACGGCGCGGGCGGCGCCGAGAGCCACACAGCCGACAGCGAGAGCCGCGGAGAGACAGGAGAGGCCUCCACGGGAGGGGACGAGGCAAUGGGUCGGGGGACUGACUCAGAACGACCUGCAGAGGCCGCGACGCGGGAUGCGGCGGCGCUGACGGCGCCCUUGCGGCCGCUGCUCGCUCCCCGCGCGGCGGACGCUGCGGAGUCUCCUUUGACGACUAGAAAAGGUGAUGCGGUGCCGCCACCGAGGCGGCGAGAGACAGUCGUCGUCGGCGACGUCGAAGACGAACACGCGGCCUUUCGCCAGCUGCAAAGCGAAACCGAGACCGGCGGCGAGAUCGCCGGCCUGACCUUCAUGCUGCCCCCAGAUCCUCUAGACGCAAAUCGGCGCACUCUGCGAGGGGCGCAGGCGAUUGUGCGGCGCUUCGAUUUCGAUUCGUCUCUUCAACGCAUGAGCGUCAUCGCGCGCGACCACGACACGGGCGAAUACUUUGUCUAUUGUAAGGGCAGCACGGAGAUGCUGCGCACGCUCUGCGACCGCCACACGCUCCCUGAGGACUUGGACGACAAGCUGCAUCACUUCUCCGCCUCAGGCUAUCGCGUUAUCGCGCUGGCGGGGCGGGCACUGCAGCCCGCGGGCGCGCAGGCGCGGGCGCGGACUGCGCGGUGCAUCUCGCGGGAGGCCGCGGAGCUGGGCUUGACGUUUCUGGGGUUGGCGCUCUUCACGAACCAGCUGAAGCCGGAGACGCAGGCGGUGAUUGCGACUCUGCUGCAGGCGCAGUGCGCCGUGCGCAUCGCGACUGGCGACCAUCCGCUGACCUCGAUUGCCGUCGCCCGUCAGUGCGGUUUGUUCGGCUUCGCGCCCAACUCGUCGAGCCGCAAAGAGCCGCUGCAGGCCGCACCCACGCGCCAGCGUGAAGCCGCAACCGACACGGGCGAGGCGGAUGCCGAGGGGCAGAGGAGAGGCGCGGAGAGGCGCUCGGGGCGGAGAGGCCUCUUCGCGGCGCGUGUGCCUGGGGGACGGGGAGAGGCGCAGUCGACUUUGAGGCGGGCGCUGGCCGUGGAACCGGCGCGCGCCCUGUCGACUGCCUUCGCGUCCUGCUCUCCGCAGGCGCUGUGGCGGGCGCUGGCAGGCCGCGCGACGCGGCGGGUGCGGGCGCGAGCGAUUUUCGGCGAAGAGUUCUGCGCGCGACUGCUGCAUUCCACUGAGGAGGAGGGCGAGAGACUCGCGGCGGGGUGUUUGGGCGCCGAGGGGGCUGCGGAGGACGCCGCGGAACCGCGCGGAGACAGGGCUCAGUCUGGCGCGGCUCUCUCUGCUUUGUCGUUCGAGGGCGGGGGCGAGUGGGCGAUGGGCGCGGGCGGCAGAGGCGCGGACGACGAAACGGCCCUCCCCUUCCGCGUCGUGGUGUCGGCGCCCCUGUCAGACACGGCGGAGGACGCAAGCGGAAGAAGAAAAUGCAGUCGCGACCCGCGCCAACGCGCUGACAGCGCACCGGACAGACGGGCGCCCGCGAGAGAGGCUGCGGCGCAGAGAGCGCGCGCAGAGAGAGAAGGAACCGCAGAAGGCACAGAGGAAGAAAACGCAAAAAUGACACGCGCCGCGCCGCGACAGAGGCCGCCAGGCGCGGAGUGCGAGACCGAGCAAGGGCCCCCGGAAGACGAACUCGACGACUCCCCUGUCAUCAUCCUCGGCGACGUCUACCAGACUGAGCAAGGCGAAGGCCACGUGGGCGGUCCCGAGUACCUGCUGUGGACUCUCCUUCCGCAGACGCAUGCGGCGCGCGAGAGCUUCGAGCGCGAGGCGCCGCUCAGCCACGCAGGCGACGCAGACAACGCGCUCGGCGACGCCGCGGGGCACGCGCUACAGCCGGCAGCGUCGCCUGGCGCUGCUGCCUCGUGUGCGUCUCAGUCCUCGUUCGACUUGCGCGUGCUGCUGGCGAAGCUGCCAGACAUCCGCUCGGCGUCGCUGGUCUUAACCGGCCGGGCGUUUCGCCAUUUGAAGCGCCUGCAGGCGCUGACGCACUUCCCGUACGUCGAGGAGUGCGACCAGGUCGUCGCGCGCGUGCGGAAGCACCAGCAGGAGAUCCUCGAGGCGCAGAAGUGCCUCGGCGAAGACGGCGACAGCGACGACGUGGAGGCAGCCGCGAGCGCCAGCGACGGCGAAGGAGACUCGCCGUGCGCGAAAGCGGCGCGUGAGAGGGGGAGAGGAGGCGCGGACCCGCCCUCGGGCCUCGGCAGCUUCUCGCCGCGCAACUCGGAAGACGCUGAAGAGGCCAGAUGCGAAUCCGCGAGGCAGGACGUAGUCGUGGUCAUCCACCCGCGGGAAGGACGUGAAGAAGGGGUGGGGGUGAGCGACGCUUCUGCUCUGUCCUCGUCGACCUCGCCCGCGCGCCCUGAGCCUCGCGCCGGCUGCCAUCCGCCAGGCUCGACUGGCGGGGGGGUCUCGAGAGCGCUCGGCGACCGCCCCAAUGCGUGCGGGCGCUUGCCGUUCUUCUCAGUCGCCUCUGAGGCGCGCGUGCCUCCUCCGUAUGCCGGCGCCAGGCCCUGGCGGCCUUCGGCGACGCCGCAGAGAAGCAGAAGAGGGAAGGGCCGCAGGCGGAGAGGCGACGAAGAAGAAGAGGGAGAGCAUGCAGACGUGGAGAUUGGGGACGGCGAGAUGCUGUGGGAUGACGAAGAAGAUGAUCACGUCUCCUCCUGGCGCGUUCCCGACGAAUCCGGAAGCUGCGCCUCGCCCCCUCGGGGCGACGACUCGGCGCCGCUCGCUUCUCUAGCGACGCCUCUCGCGCCGCGGACGCUGCGAGACGCGCAGGCAGUCCGUACGCGGCCUUCCGGGGCCGAGGAGACCCUCGAGACCCGCCAGCUGUCCGUCGCGCCGCCGCGAGGAAUGGAGAGGCGAGGCGCGUCCGCGGGCGAGGGCGGUCUGAGGGGCUCGGCAGGGGGGUCGCUUCUGCUGCCUCCGCCGACGCUGGAGCGCGAGACGAGUCGCGCGUCGAGUCGCCGCACGAGGGGCGAGCGGCGCCGGCGAGAGACAGUCUUUUCGGGCAUCGAUUUUUUUCUGGAGACGAGCGAAGGGUUCCCCACUUCGUGCGCAGCGGACGCAGAGAGCUUGCGGCGGCCUGGCGGAGGCUUGCGGAGCCCAGGGGCGAGAGAGAAGCGCGACCGCGGGAUUUACGUGUCUUCGAGCGAGAGCGAGGAGGGCGGGGGCGACAGCGCGCCGGCGCACACCGCACUCGCACACAGGCGCGACGCGCCGGCGGAGACCGAGCGGCACUCCAAGUUCUUCUCCUUCCUCAUGUGGCCGUUCUUCCGCAGAAGGGACGAGGCGCGGCGGCUCCUGCCACACGAAGGCGACGCCGGCCUGGAGGCGCCGCGGGGCUCGCGCUCAGAAGCCGGCGAAGAGCGCGUGCGCCGCCGAAGGAAACGUGCGGGAAGGCGCAGCAGAGGGGAGCGCGACGACGCUCGCGAGCCUGCGAGGCCGCGCGAAGGCCGCGCUCGGCGGCAUGAAACCGACCAGGAGGUAGACCGCGGAGGCGCGGCAGCGAGUCGGGCGUGCGACGCCGCCGCCCGCAGUCGAGGUGCACUCGAGAGAGAGGAGCGGGAUGAGGAAGAAAGGCGCCGCGAAGAAGAGCAGCAGCUGCGCACCGUCGUGGAGGCGCUCAUGUUCCCUGGCGUGGCUGUGUCGCUCCUGCGGCAGCACCAGCGCGACGGCGAGACGCGCGCCCCGGGUUCCUUGUCCGCCUCGCAGCCGGGGAGUGUCUUCUCGCACACCGAAGAGGCGAUUUCGCAUCCCCGCGCAGGCGCAGCCGACGCGGCGGGGGAGGAGUCACAGACGCGCAGAAGAGACGGAGACGCCGGCGGCGCGUCGGAUGAAGACGAGCGCGAGCCGGAGAUCGGUGCGGAGAGGCGGCAGGCGCGCAGGCGUCGCAGAGCGGCGUGCGAGAAGGCGAGAGCCGGCGAGGCAGGCGGCGCGGAAAACGUGGAGCCGCAGCAGCAGGCGGCGAAGGGUGGCGGGGGCGGGCACGAAGAGACACAGGGCGCCGCCCAAACCGCCCAGGGCCCGUCUGCGGUGGGCGAAGCGAAGCGGAGGCGAGGGGGGAGUUCGCGUCGCUCGCUCCACCGCCCGCCGCCCCCACGGCAUGCAUUUCGCUUUCGGAGCCCGGGAGAGGAAGAGCCGCUCGCGCUGUCGUCUCUGUUUCCACUCUCGUCUGCGCUGCUCCGGUCGACCGCGCGCCUGCGGUCGCCAGUUCUUGCCGAGUCGCUUUACGCCUCGAAGCUCCUGCUCCCACCGCCGCAGCUACACGCGCUGUCGAGCGAGGAGGCAGCCGGAAGCGACGAGGGCAGCCACGAGCGAGGAGACCGCCGAACUGGGCUCCUCCAAGCCGCGGCAGCGCCGGGGGCCGCGCUCGGCUGCUGCGCCGCGGCGGCGGGCGCAGACCGGGACGGCGCGCCGGCGAGCGAGCGGGAAGAGGCGCUCCAAGCAGAGGCGAGAUCGCUGGCUUCUCCGCUGCUGACGUCGUCGCUGGCGUCGCCUGAGGCGCUCGAGUCGAGCGACCUGCCGCCGCUGUCGCGCGUGGACUGCUUCCCGUCUUUCUUCCAGCGCGCCGAGCAGGAGCGCGGCGCGCAGGCCUCCAGCCUCGCGCCGCUCUUGCCUCCAGAGGAGAAGGAGAACGUGUUUGGCGACGCCUUCUUCGAGUGCCUCGGCCGCCCGCAGGCCCCCACGGCGGAGGAGAAGGACGAGGCCGCAAUCGUCGCGACCGCCUCUGCGCUGCUGCAUCUCCCGAGCUCCGCGGCGGCCUUUGGCGACCCGCCGCACGCCGCGACCUGCCUCGCCUUCUCGGCUCCAACGCUCGUGAGCCGCGGCGGCGUGGAGAGCGGAAGCGAGGGGAGACGCGGAGACGCGGCGUCGGUGGACGAAUCCGACGGCGGUGGCGCAUCGCCCGGCGGGCAAAACGAAAGGAGAGGAGAACGCGCGCGAGAGCGCACCGGAAGCCGGCGGGCCGAAGACGACGGAACGCGAGGGAAAGUGGCGGAGGAGCGCGGAGAGGCGCAGCGCACAACGAGAGCGUCGCCCGGGGGGUCGCUCGAAGAGGUCGAAGAGGCAGAAACAGGCAGCCACGGCGAGCGCCGACGGCGGCGGAUGAAGAGACAACGCGUAGAGGACUUGCACGCGGCGCACUCUCGGCGUGGCGACGAAGAGGACAUCGAGGGGGCUGGGGGACCUGAACAGACAGAAGGCGGAAAAGACGACUACCAUGACUUGGAGCAGAAAGGGUCAGAAGGCGAAGGAACGAAGGCGAAGAAGCCCGACCGGAAACGACGCGAGGAGAUGCACGCAGCCGGACAAGAAAUGAGACAAAGCGAAGCGACUGAGGCCUCGCGACGGGUGCGGACGGGCGCGAAGAACGAGCCGCAGACUGAAGCCCCGCACGUGUUGGGGGGAGAGGAGGCAACUGAGAAGCGCAAAGAACUUCAAGCAGAAGGCGGCGAAGGAAGGCCAACUGGAGAAGAAGACACCGGCGAUCUCGCGGACGGCGUCGCCGUCGCUGUCGCGCGAGAGGCUUGCAAAGGAACCACGGCGACGCCCGCGUUGUCUCAGGACUCGCCUGCGCGUUUGCACUCGCCGCACGCCCCCCCAGUCAACGUAUGGGAGGGUUUGACGCUUCAACUCCGCGUGCUGCAGCGCCACCAACAGCCGGCGGCCUUCUACACGCGCUGGUCGCUCAAGCGCUCGGCUGCAGAGGCCACGCCUCCGCCGUCUUCUGACCACGCGGCUGCGGCAGGGUGCAGCGACGCGUUGCUGGCGUGCGAGGCGGCGCGCAAGGAGACGAAGAAGGACGCGGGUCACGCCUUCGUCUUCCACAUGUCGCUCUACGAGUACGUGGUGCGGCAGACCGUCGUCCUCUGCAGGGCGAGUCCGCAGGACAAAGGCGAGUUCAUCUCCGCGCUCCAAGAUCUCCCAGCCGAGCCCUUCGUGGCCAUGUGCGGCGACGGGACGAACGACGCCGUCGCGAUCAAGCAAGCGGAUGUCGGGGUUUCGAUUUUGCCGCCAUCGGUCAUGGGUGAGCGCUUGCGCGCGUCGUCUGCGGCGCGCGAGGAGCCCGCGUUGCCCAGCGGCGCCUCGCUGGCGUCCUCCUUUUCCGCGGUCUCGCUGUGGGCGACGGUACAGCUGCUGCUCGAGGGGCGCUGCAUGGUGAUGAACAGCUUCAGCACCUUCAAGUUCAUUGCCUGCUACUCGGUGAUUCAGUUCACCUCCGUGCUGCUUCUCUACGCGCAGGCUGGCAACCUGACCGACGCGCAAUACAUGUGGAUCGACUUGUUCACCAUUCUCCCUCUCUCUGUGACACUCGCGCGGACAAAUGCGGCAGACUCGCUGUCGCCGCUCACGCCGCCGCGGAGUCUCGUCUCGGCGCCGAUCCUCGUCUCGCUCCUUGGGCAGCUGGUCAUUCAAGUGUUUUUUCAAAUUCUCGCGCUCGUGCUGCUUUGCCGGCAGCCUUUCUACGUACCCUUCAUCCCGGAUACCUCGCACGACUUGUUGCGCGCGUCGUCCGUGGCUGCAGUGGAUGGAGGCGACAGCCUGGCGGGCUUCGAGAAUACCGUCGUCUUUCUCGUUUCGUCCAUGCAAUACAUCUUCUGUUGCGCCGCCUUCACCUCUUCGAGCUUUCCGUGGAGAAAAGCGAUAUGGACGAAUCACCAGUGCUUCGCGGGUAUGGCGCUUUUACUCCUCGCGUCGGUCGCGUUUCUGCUUUUUGCGCCGAGCGACUUGCCAGCCGUGAUCGCGCCGAGUUUUGCGUUUCUGGCGUCGUGGCUGCGCCUGCGCGUCUCGGCGAUUCCGCGCGACUUCCGUCUCAAGUUGCUGCAGCUCGUCGCCUGCAACGGCCUCUUGUCCCUCCUCUUCGAGGUCGGCGUCGUCAGGCGCCUCCUCGAGCGCCACGUCGAGGAGUCGACUUCGAAGAGCUCCCGCAUCAACAGCGCCCACAUCCCCGCGGACAGACGAAAGUUCACCGUCACCGUCGUCUACCCCUGA
Messenger RNA from Besnoitia besnoiti, 10038 nucleotides. RefSeq lists its product as uncharacterized. The transcript has 19 exons. Bases 1 to 10038 code for a protein of 3345 amino acids. NCBI's taxonomy places the organism in Eukaryota, Apicomplexa, Conoidasida, Eucoccidiorida, Sarcocystidae. Gene Ontology annotation, molecular function: P-type transmembrane transporter activity; nucleotide binding. The record is from RefSeq and is a predicted model, not a curated record. Gene Ontology annotation, cellular component: membrane.